AUGUCCGUUAUCUCAAUGGAGUCCGAAUUGGUCGCCAGGGUCAACGAGCUGGUUGAACUGUGCAAGCGUGCGGUCGUAUGUUCAGUGGGCCCUUCGAUUAACGCCAGUUUUAGACGGAACAAAAAGUGAGCGAUGAGUCAGUGGGCUGUAUCAAUGCUAUGCACUCGAAGCCUACCAAGUCCAAAAGUAUGCUGGUACAUUAUUUUUAAUCGUUUAAUGUUUCAGCUCCUAUGGAUCAGCGAAAGAAGCUGAAACAGAAACUGCAAUUAGCUCUGAAAGAUGCUGAAAAUGUGCAGGAGUAACUAUUCUUUAUACCUGCUAUGCCAUUAUUCUCAGAGCGCUCCUAGCCGCGCAGUCAAAAAUUUUGGAGAUAAAGGCCAUCGAACACAAAAUAAGUAACCUCUUCCAUCCCUAUUUUUUAUUUACUGAAAACGCCUUAGAGGUAGCGAAAGGUCCGCGCAGUUUUCGACGUGGUGUGCUUAUGUCCUUGCUACAAGACAACGCCAAAUCGCUCCCUCUCUGGGCUGGAAAGGUCGGAGCUCCGUAAGUUGUUGAAAGUAGAGACAAACGGAUCUUUGUUCUAGCCCACCGUCUCUUUGUGGUGCAGUAGGUACGUCCAAACCGGAAGACUACGUUGUCGCUGGAGACCAUGUUGCCGCCUUGGUCCCCGAUCCGGAGGCGCGUGGUUCUGACUCUGACACUCUUGAAAGCUGGAUUUUGGCCGAGAUCGUUGCCUACAGCGCGGAAAAGAAGGAAUUUCAGGUGGACGAUGUGGAUGCCGAAGAGGGAAAAGUGUAAGUAGGACCCUAUUUUUCACGUUUUUCUCCAGACGCGACAUCAGCGCGAGAAAGUACUUGAGAGAUAACCGUUUCCAUUAGCUAAUAAAUCCCUCCCCCCUGCAAUAUGCGCAUCGAAAGCCACCAUCCAUGUUUUUUUAAAAAAAAAUAGUUAUAACUCAGAAAAUCAGUUGGCAAGCGUGCACACGUUUUCCAUAAAUUUUACUAGCCCGGUGCGGUUUUCGGGAUGGGCGACAUCUUAGCGCACAUGCCAAUGAAAUACAGUCAGUUAAGCCGGUUCCUACGACUCAUGUAGGGUGCAAAUAUUGAAAGGGAGAAAAACGGAAUUUACAUUUUGGUGAGAGAAGUCGGUGUACGCUUUGCCUACGGGACGCGAAUAUCUGUAAUUUAGCGGCGGCCUUGAAUAUGUCAGGAGCAUUCACUUUUGAGGUCAGUUUCCAGCGUGCUACGGCAUACGAAGGACCCGCGUUCUGUUAGGUUCUCUCAGGUAAUACCCCGAAAUAUUGAUUCGAGAGUCUCGGCUUGACGUACUUAUCACUACUCCUUGACGUUUUAUCCCUCAUCAAGGAUCUGGCGGCCAAAAGCACAUUAGUUAUGUAAUUUCUUAAACGGGCUAUAAGAGUCUCAUAUGCGCAUUAGUUGUAAGUUGGAUAUACCCAGGAGGACAGACGCAUGCCCUGCUCAUCGUAUCGGCUCCUGUUAAUUUCGUUUGUGCUAAAGCGCCACAAGAGGGGCGUCUUCGCCGACCCCAGUGAGGGUGGACCACCGGUUGAGGUGUCUGACGAACAUGGGGGAGAUGUGUGUUAUUUUGGCGUUCUCCUAAUGUCCGUAGCGCAUUUCAUCCACUCUACUGUGUCACAACUUCUUACCUAUACGUUUUACAAAAAACCAAACCAAGCCAAAGGAUUCCAACGAAAGUUGUGCUGGUGUCGCGUGUGGUCGUUCGCUCUUCGUGGAACUAGGAACUGCGGUAUUCGAGAGUUCGACCAUCGCGGGCGAUGACGUCCACCGUGUGCCCCACGGUGACUUGCGCGUGAAUUAGUUUAUGCCGAGGCAGGCUUCCGCAACAUCUAUCGCACUUUGUCCUCCCUCGCCUACCUGAGCCCAGUGGAAAGACAGUGUCAGGACGACCGGAGGUGGUUUCGAGCGCAAUGGCUAAUGAGGUUAAACUGCCCGUCUGUGUGUACCGCGCAUGGCCUGGUCCUCGCAGAUUACAGCAGGGCCCACUCGCACCUCGCGUGCGUGUAAAUGUCAUAGGGACUAUACUAAGACGGAGCCAUUUAGCCUGUCUGUCGGUCCUCCAGUCACUCCAAGAUACUCCCCGAUCGCCUUCGAAGGGCACUAGGUUCUUCCAAGACCGCCUCCGGUCGUCCUGACAAUAUCUUGCCACCGGGACCAGGUGGGUGGGAAGAGAGAGAUGCUGUGUAUGUCUGCUAUGCCUACGUUGGGCAUAGUCACAUGCGGAGGUCGAACUGUCAUGUCAUGUCAUCCCCUGCGUUAAAAUGCACCUGGAUACUGGUGCAGCACUUCGCAGAACUUGUUUUUUACAUGGUCUGGUACAUGAUUAGGAGACAUGGGCGCCGAUGGUUAUGGUAAAUUUCUCCUUCGUCGGAGUAUGAGCCUCAUGAGACGACUGUUGGUUCUUCCCUGCCGGAGGCGAGACAACUUCUUCGCCAUGUCGUUCCUGAUGACAGGCUCUGCCCUUAUACCUCCUCUGCGGAAGGUUGACCGUGCACCAACUUCAUGCAGUUGCCCUUGUCCCCUAGAAACAGGUCUCGCUAAGAGCUGCGAUGUCCAAUUUAUGGCAAGACCAAAGCUGCCCUUUUUCCUGGUUGCCAGGUCACUGCGUUGUCUAAGUGGAGUGGCAUGUGCCAUUAGAUGCUUUUUCUUCUGAAUACUGGUUUUUUGCGACUUUCUCGUUCUAUGUACAUUUCAAAACCCCUAUUCACUUGUAACAGGCCAAAGUAAGUCCCAUAUAAUUGGCAUUGUGGUUCUAUCAAAAUGUCUUCCAUAUUGUCACGUCACUGCACAGAAAGUGAUCAACUCGCACUCAUCUCAUUUAGCAUGCGCGCGUCGCGGCUGCGGCCCAGUUUUACUCCACCAUUGCAUCAUUGCCUCCCUUGCCAAAAUCCUUGGCCCGUAAAACCUUCGGCUGCUCUUGAGAUGCAGAAUCCCCCCUUUUUGCCCUUUUGUUUGUUCGAGCUCUUACACAGACGACUUUUUUGCAUUUUCCCUCUCUCUUAGGCGAUAUGUUUUGGAGAGGCACAAAGUCAUCCCUCUCCCAAAGUGGAAGGCAGACCCCGUUGUAAAUCCUGAGGCCAUUUUCCCAAAAGGAACGGUAUGUUUUUGGCUGGUCUCUUAUUGAAGGCGCUUCUGCUUAAACAAGUCACAUCCAGCGAACUCCGUUUACUCAGGCCAUGAACAGUUUGUGUCCGUAAAUCAUCCGUAUCAAAUGCCUAGGCGCCGAAACAGACCUAAUGCGCAUGUUUGCGAGUUUGUCUUGCCGAACAGGCAACCACUGCGCACAGUUAGACCGAUGAUUGUCUCAAAAUAGGAUUUAAGGAGACUUCUUUUGAAAGUCAAUUUAUGGCUUUACAGAGCGCUGGUAUAAGCUCUCUUCUUUAAACUGAAGAAUGUCCUCGGGUAUUGCCCAAUGAUGCAUUUGUUGCCUUCGAUCAACUCGGCAGUCGGCAUGCCUUGACUUCUUGUGCAUUUUUUGUCGCGAACCGACUUGCCUAUCUAGUUAGAAAAACUGGAUUAACCUACCCCGUAUGCCCGUUUUUUUUUUCCAUUUAUACCCAGUUGCUAAGUCACUGAAACCACUAAGCCUACUUCCCCUCUUGUCAGUAUGUUUAUUCUACCUUUAUUUCACUGCAUGUAUUUAGAGCUUAUUUAUAUCCACUAACUGCGCGUUAUGGGCAGAUAUGAAGUUUGACUUAUACAAAUGCUGCCUGCGAGGCUUGUAAUCACGAUCUUUUCGAGGAUAUCUUAUAGGCAGUCUUAUUUUCCAAGGGAACUUUUGAUAAUUUUGCAAUACGGCUGCAUUUGAAGGAGAAAAAAGGAGGGAGAUUUUAGUGGUAACUGUAGCCGUGUAGCCUCUCUGAGUGGCAAUCCGCGCGGAACACAACAUCUUGCGUCACGUUGUCUCAUAAAGAUUCCGGCUUCUGAGGGGGGGGGGGGGAACAGCGUCUGUGACGCUUAUAUAUGUUUCCUACCCUGGCGUGCUUACGAGUGAGUGGUCUUGGUCUAAGGUUAUUCACUGGAGGUUGUACACCAUCGAACAAGGUCACAAAAUCAAACCUCUGCAUUCUACUUAUGCAUUCACAAACCCUGCGUCGGCCCGGAGGAGUUUCUCAGUCCUGUCUUUCUUGCAUCUCUUCUAUAGGUGGUUCUCGCGCUAUAUCCGCAAACAACUUGCUUUUACCGUGCUCUCGUCGACAAGAGCCCCUCUCAUGUAAGACUAUGCCUUAUCACUGGACUACUGCUUCUUCGUUUUCUUUUCCGUCGCGUAAGAACCUGGAACUUUUUUUAAAGGAAAAUAUGCUACUAGGGCAUUAGGGAUUCCAUAUGCCAUGCAUCUGCCAAACAUCACCCUUCCCACUCGACCAAACAACGAUUGCGCCCAAGUUACUGACCGGCGUGUGUUUCAGGGAAACCGAGCUGCCCAUACUGCGUUAGGAAACAGCCAUUGAAAGAGGAAGCUAACACAUCUAGUCCAUGUUAUCAAAUCACUAUGGCGCACGCGCCCAGACUAGGUGGGUAUAGGUCGAAUUUUAAUGUUGCGUAUAAAUGCCGAUUUUUGUAAAUGCUCGCUGACUUUAGUAGCUCUGAUUUCGUUUUUUUUUUCGCUUGCGCGCGCCAUGCGUGAUAAACAUUACUGGUGGAGCUUUUGGGGUGCCUGGGGGGUUCACUUUGGUGGGCUGACAGUCGCAUAAAAUGCCAGCCAGCUCCUACCCCAUUUGGGACGCAGCUCACACCGUAGGCUCCCAAAGCUGGGCUGGGCACAGCGACCACACCCGGGUAACCACUGCAACUGGCGUCUCCGCGCCCCCUUCCACUUGCUUACGAAUACGGACUCGACAGCAGGAGAGGCGUCGUCAGCGUUGUGGCGCGCGCAGACGGAGCUUUGUGCCGGUUCGGCUCUUUCGCCCAUGUCCGUCUCCAGUUGUCCUUACCCCUGUUAUUCUAACUAUCGGUAUGGGACUAGGGUUUUUAUCAAUGUUAGGCUAGUCUCUCCCUCAAUAUAAACCAAUGAAUAUGCAAGCAAUUGCUAUUUGUUCCUGAUUGGCGAUUAGCAUUAUCGUGUUAAACCGAUGAAUUACAUGGAUCUUCAGGAGUUGCGUGUAAACAUGAUAGAUAAUGCUUCUCUAACAACACGAGUGGUUGCUCUAACUGCCACAUUAGUAGAAGAAAACUAGUAGGUGCGCUGCAGAGUCUCAUUAGGAAUCCCUCGGACUAAGCCCUUGCCAAUGCGUUCGCGGAGCCAAACUGUCCUCAUGACCUGGUGAUCACAUCAACGUUAGCUGGUCAGGCGCGAGGGUCUUUGAAUGGAUGACGAGGGGAGUCUGGGACGCUGCAGCUAAUGUGGGUGUACUAGCGCUGGGGCCGGAAACCAAAGCCAAAUGCGGAUACCAAUGAAGGCGGUUUGUGAAGUCAUAAAAUGCCAACUUUAAAAAAGUGACUUUGUUGGGCUUGAUCAUUUGGUAGUGGCCGGGAUAACAACAGAACCGUCCAAGUGGGAUCUUAACUACUUUCAUCAACCGGCAACACUCCCUAACAGUAUAAAUGGCGGUGGUCUCUAUUGACGGGAUAGGGGCUUAUUUGCCUUCAAGCUAAAAGAAAUUCGGGAAGCUUAAUGUCGACUGCCCAAACAUUUUUCUAAAUCCAACGUCAAAGGAGUCAUGCAACAGAUAGUAGAACACCCACCGACUAUGUCUUUCCGGACUUACACGCGUCCUCCGGUAAUGCUAUUGAUUAUCUUCUACCUCCGCUUGCAAAUUGCAGUGAAUCCCACCUUGCAUAUUUUGACAAAUUGGGUGGCGGCCCGCUGCAAGAUUAAUCCCGCUUCAAAGCGUUCACUGUUCCUCAUAACAGCAUCGUCUUUUAGGUGCACGAUGAAUACUCACUCUACUUCGAAGACCCCAGUUACCCCAACGGGUAUGCGCCAGCCAUACGAAUUCCUCAGAGGUACGUAAUCUUCUGCCCCAGUGGAGAUCCCAAGAACACUGAGGGCAGUGAGCGCAAGCUCAUUCCGGGCGUGCAAAAGAAGCGAUGA
This is a messenger RNA of Spirometra erinaceieuropaei, 6072 nucleotides long. The record is from the annotation of a GenBank genome assembly. Lineage: Eukaryota; Metazoa; Platyhelminthes; Cestoda; Diphyllobothriidea; Diphyllobothriidae.